Messenger RNA from Penicillium samsonianum, 915 nucleotides. RefSeq lists its product as uncharacterized. The transcript has a single exon. Gene Ontology annotation, cellular component: transcription regulator complex; PcG protein complex. Gene Ontology annotation, biological process: regulation of transcription by RNA polymerase II. Lineage: Eukaryota; Fungi; Ascomycota; Eurotiomycetes; Eurotiales; Aspergillaceae. Bases 1 to 915 code for a protein of 304 amino acids. The record is from RefSeq and is a predicted model, not a curated record. Gene Ontology annotation, molecular function: RNA polymerase II cis-regulatory region sequence-specific DNA binding; DNA-binding transcription factor activity, RNA polymerase II-specific.
AUGUCUGCAAAUAUGCUAUUUACGGGUGGAAAUCCACAGAUAGAACAACAAAUCACGCUAUCCUCUCAAAUAGAUGGACAAAAUAAUCUGGCAUUCUCAAAUGGCAUACAAAUGCCUUGCCAUGACUGCGCCGAACAAAAGGCAAUCGAAGCUCCUGGCCCUGCCGAGUGGCCUGGCACUGAAUUUCAUCAAAACCACGGGGAUCUAGUUAUUUCUCAGGCGUCGCCUCACUCGGUACAAAAGCACGAAGGCGGUUGUGAUGGUCACUACCAAGGGCAAUCAGGCUGCUCGAUUUAUCCAGGUUCCAUCCAUUGCGGAUCGCGACCUGUGAUCCGUUGGCUCGGAUGUCUGCAUACCUCAGUAUCAUUCAACCACCUCCUGCUAGGGCCACCUCCUGGCGACUUUGACUACACGCCGAGUUUCUUCAAAACUUGCCUUUUCCCAAACCAAGUGAACAUCAACUCUCCCUACCCACAGCCGCUUGAGGAACUGCGGCACGAUAGCCAGAAUGAUGUUGCUGGACCAUGCCAAGCCUUCGGACAGCCUGGCAAUGUAUUAUAUAGCUCGCAGGAUCCGGCCAAUUUGAGCCCUGGAGGUUCCCAAACCAACGUCCCUCGACGGCAGUUCAAAUGCGACGUUCGGGGAUGUGAGAGUCAUUUCAAACUUCAAAAGACCCUUAAUCGUCACCUGGCAAGCCAUUCAGGGGAGAGGCCUCAUGUUUGCUGGGUACCUGGCUGCCAACGCGGCUUCUUGCGUCGCGAUAACCUCAAAGCCCACUAUACAACACACGGGAAACGUAGGGGCCGCAAUCGAUAUGUGGCUACCCUGGAUAAGACAGCACCUGUCUAUAACCCUGAAUUCUGUGGGCAGCUAACGCCCGAAGGAUGGCCACUGGACUAUGUUGGCCAAGAUUGA